This is a messenger RNA of Lampris incognitus (smalleye Pacific opah), 1845 nucleotides long. RefSeq names its product eukaryotic translation initiation factor 2B, subunit 4 delta (gene eif2b4). The record is from RefSeq and is a predicted model, not a curated record. Lineage: Eukaryota; Metazoa; Chordata; Actinopteri; Lampriformes; Lampridae. The transcript is spliced from 13 exons. The coding region runs from base 58 to 1656 and encodes 532 amino acids.
GCUCAGCUUGCUGCAAGCGAGAGAGAGAGAAGGGGGAAGUGAAGCGCUGUCGUAAACAUGGCCGACAGUGAAGUGACAGAUGGACUUGACAGAAAAGAUGAAAUUGCUCGUGUUAAGAAUGAAGGUAAAGAGCUGACCAAAGAGGAGAAGCAACGACUUAGAAAAGAGAAGAAACAACAGAAGAAAAUCAAAGAGAAAAAGGAUGACAAGGUUACUUCAGAGAGACAGAAAGAAAAGACGCCUGUCACUUCAUCCCCAGCCUCGCAACCAGCUAAGCAACCCCCAACACAAAAAGCGCCUGCUGCUGCAUCGGUCCCUGUUACUGCCUCAGAAGCCCCAGCCCCGGCAGACAAGCCCACUAAGAGUAAAGCAGAGUUAAAGGCAGAACGGAGACUUCGACAAGAAGCUGAGCGGGCCUCCAAACAAAGCAAGAAGGGAGAGGGGGGUCAACAGGGCACCACCAGCAAACCCAAGGCACCACCUAAUGAGCUGCAGUCAGCUGUAAAGAGGCUUCCAGAGCAUAUCCAGGUGGACAACCCAGAGGUUUUGAAAAAACUUGCCAAGAAGCUGGAAAGGCAACAGAUCCCACUGCGAUCAGACUAUGGCUACAAAGUCAGCCUGUUCUCUCACCUCCACCAAUACAGUCGAAAAGCCCCUCUCACACAGCAACUCAGCAUUCCCUCUGCAGUGAUACACCCAGCUAUUGUGCGACUGGGUCUACAGUAUUCCCAGGGCAUUGUGGCAGGAUCCAACGCUCGCUCUGUAGCACUUCUGCAUGCCUUCAAAGAGGUCAUUAGGGACUAUACUACCCCUCCUAAUGAGGAGCUGUCUAGAGACCUGGUCAAUAAACUGAAACCCUACAUCAGUUUUUUGAACCAGUGUCGCCCUCUAUCGGCCAGCAUGGGUAACGCAAUCAAAUACAUCAAAAAGGAGAUCUCCAAUAUACCUAGUCAAUGGAAAGAAGAGGAGGCCAAGAGCAAACUGCAGACACGCAUAGAUGGCUACAUUGAAGUGAAGAUCACUCUUGCUGCUAAAGCCAUCUCCAAGUACGCCAUAGAGAAGAUCAGUAAUGGAGAUGUCAUCCUAGUGUAUGGAUGCUCCUCCUUGGUCAACCACAUUCUGUGUGAGGCCUUUGAGAAGGACAGGCAGUUUCGUGUGAUCGUGGUGGACAGCAGGCCCCGGCUGGAGGGCAGGGAGGCCGUGAGGCGCCUGGUCCAGAAAGGCAUCAGGUGCACCUACGUCCUCAUCUCGUCUGUGUCCUACAUCCUACCAGAGGUGUCAAAAGUGUUCCUUGGUGCUCAUGCCUUGCUGGCCAACGGUUACGUGAUGUCUCGUGUGGGAACAUCACAAAUAGCGCUGGUGGCCAAAGCCUUUAACGUGCCUGUGCUGGUGUGCUGUGAGACCUACAAGUUCUGUGAGAGGGUGCAGACAGAUUCCUUUGUCUCAAAUGAACUUGAUGACCCUGAUGACCUUAUUGUGACUCGGAAUGGCAAGACCCAUCUGGAGUGCUGGCAGGAGCUGCCCUUGUUGGGCCUACUUAACUUGGUUUAUGAUGUGACGCCGCCGGAUUUUGUGGACUUGGUCAUCACAGAUCUUGGAAUGAUUCCAUGUACCUCAGUCCCUGUUGUACUUCGGGUCAAAAGUGUGGACCAGUGAAUCCUCUCCAGUUAAAAUCUGGUCUGAUCUAAUCUGGUUCGCGUCAAGAGGGUGUCUCUGCAUUCUGAUGAGGGGUCUGUGUGCAUGCAUUCAUGCACACAACACAACAUUAGUGUGCUUUUGGCAUGCAAUAAAUAUAUAUCUGAUAUGGCAUAUGCUUUUUUAAAUGGAGUCAGCGUGUUUUGUGGU